AGUUACUGUUUCUUGACGGUCUCUACGUCAACAGCGACUGGAUUUGUACUUUUCAUCUACUUUGUUGUUGGCUGUUAUCAAAAACAAUUCAUAUCAUUUCCUAAAAUAUUUAGUUGCUUUUUGGUUGAUUUGUUUUGUUGAUUUUUUUUUACUGCAUCUAAAUUGUUUGUCAUUUGAAGCGGAACUGUUGUUUGCCAUUGUUGGUUCCUAACGAACUUUAGUUAUAGUAACACGAAAAGGUGCGACGCAAAGGCAAGCUUUUUGACAACAUACUGUCAUUCUCAACAAAACUAGUAGAUAGACGUGAAAAUGUCUAUUUUCACACCGACCAACCAAAUCCGACUGACAAAUGUGGCGGUGGUGCGGAUGAAGAAAGCAGGCAAGCGAUUUGAAAUCGCUUGUUAUAAGAAUAAAGUUCUCAACUGGCGCUCCGGAGCAGAGAAAGAUUUGGAUGAAGUUUUGCAGACAAACUCUGUUUUUGUCAAUGUCUCCAAAGGCCAGGUGGCCAAAAAGGACGACUUAUGCAAAGCUUUUGGCACAGAUGACCUAACCGAAAUCUGCAAACAGAUCCUAGCCAAAGGUGAGCUCCAGGUAUCUGACAAAGAGCGGCAGAGUCAGCUGGAGACCAUGUUCAGGGACAUUGCCACCAUUGUGGCCGAAAAGUGCGUCAACCCUGACACCAAGAGGCCGUACACGGUCAGCCUGAUCGAGCGCGGCAUGAAGGACAUCCACUACUCAGUCAAGGCCAACAAGAGCACAAAGCAGCAGGCUCUGGAGGUGAUCCGGCAGCUGAAGGAAACAAUGCAGAUCCAGCGGGCUCACAUGAGGCUGCGGCUUCUGCUGCCGGGCAAAGACGCCAAACGGCUGAAGGAGAAGCUCAAACCGCUCCUGCAGGUCGUAGAGAGCGAAGAUUUUGAGGAGAACCUGGAAAUUAUGUGUCUGGUAGAUCCGGGCUGCUAUAGAGAGCUGGGCGAGCUGGUCCGCUGCGAGACCAAAGGCCGAGGCUUGGUGGAGGUCAUCAAUCUGAAGGACGUUGAGGAGGGUGACGAGAAGCUCUAGGGAACCUCUUCCAUCAUUUUAAAAAGAAGCUCGGCACGAAUUCAGUUUCAAUAAACACUCAUCUUUUCGUU
This is a messenger RNA of Hippocampus zosterae (dwarf seahorse), 1130 nucleotides long. It is a transcript of the gene sbds, whose product is annotated as SBDS ribosome maturation factor. The record is from RefSeq and is a predicted model, not a curated record. Lineage: Eukaryota; Metazoa; Chordata; Actinopteri; Syngnathiformes; Syngnathidae. Gene Ontology annotation, biological process: cytosolic ribosome assembly; ribosome biogenesis. The transcript has 5 exons. The coding region runs from base 310 to 1059 and encodes 249 amino acids.